GCACUAUAUUUGACCUGCGUGUACACUGCUAUAAAAGUAACAUUUUGUUCUUUCAUUUCUUCGAAAAAUGGCUGCCAGUCGCUUCUGUGAUAAUUUAACUGUCUCUUCUAAAAUUCUUGGAGAGCAACUCAAUUUCCGAAAUGGGAAAACUGCUCAAAAUCGGUUUUUGAAAGCUGCACUAACCGAACGAGUGUCCACUUAUGAUCCGGAAAAUCCAAAGAAGCAUGGUCUUCCUACAAACUUCAUCUUGAACUUGUACGAUAAAUGGGGACACGGAAAGUUUGGUACUAUUCUGACUGGAAAUGUUCUUGUCGACCCGACUAAUUUGGAAUCUGCUGGAAAUGCCAUAAUUUUCAAAGAAGGAGAUGGAGAAGAACGUAGAGCUCUGUUCACUCAGUGGGCAAAAAACAUGAAGCAGGACGGAGCUCUUGCCGUUGUUCAAUUAUCUCACGGAGGCCGUCAGACUCCAAUUACAGUAGAACCGAAUCCGUGGUCGGCUUCUGAUGUGAAGUUGAGUGGUGAACGGCGUUUCACUGCAUUCGGACAGCCUGUUCCAUUGAGCACAGAGCAAAUCAAGACUCAAAUCAUUGAUAGAUUCGUUUAUGCUGCAAAGUUUGCCUACGAGACUGGAUUUGAUGGAGUUGAACUUCACGGAGCUCAUGGUUAUCUUUUGGCUCAAUUCACGUCUCCAACUACCAAUAAGAGAACUGAUCAGUAUGGUGGUUCAAUUGAGAAUCGUCAACGCAUCAUCCUUGAGAUCUAUGACGCUAUUCGAGCUGAAAUUCCCGAAUCAACUGGAUUUAUGGUGGGAAUUAAGACAAACUCGGUAGAGUUCCAAGAGCAGGGAACAACUGUUGACGAUGCAAAAGUUAUGUGCCAGGUUUAUGAAGACAAAGGAUUCGAUUUCGUAGAACUUUCCGGUGGAACUUAUGAGAAGCUCGCCUUCCAUCAUAUGCGUGAUUCGACUCGUAACCGUGAAGCUUUCUUUUUAGAAUUCGCCGAAAAGAUUCGUCCAGUUUUCAAGAAAACCGUUGUCUACUUGACCGGUGGCUUCCGUACCGUGAAAGCAAUGGUAGAAGCUAUUGAAAAUGGUGCUACCCAAGGAAUCGGAUUGGGACGUCCAAUCACCGCCGAGCCAGAUUUACCAAAGAAAAUUAUCGAGGGAUUAGUUGCUUCGUCAAUUAAAAAUGCACUCGAUGAGAAUGACUUUGGAAUUACAAACUUGGCUAGCAAUACUCAAAUGCAACAAAUGGGACGUACAACCUACCAACAGACUAAUCAAACUCCAACCUACGGAAUCAGUGACUUUUCGAAUGAAGAAACAGUAAAUCGCUAUAAAGAAGCUCUCAAGGACUACACAGUAUUCAUGAAAAGCAUGGCUUCUCAAAAUAAGCCGAUUCACGGAGUUCUAGUUUUUGAAGGAAUCAAGCAAGAAGCCUAACUGGUCUUUGGAACAACCAUGAUCUUAUUGUAAUAUGUAAUUUUUCUUAAAUUAAAUAAAUACUCACCUCCAUC
Caenorhabditis elegans is the source of this 1515-nucleotide messenger RNA. RefSeq names its product NADH:flavin oxidoreductase/NADH oxidase N-terminal domain-containing protein (gene F17A9.4). The transcript has 4 exons. Bases 68 to 1441 code for a protein of 457 amino acids. Gene Ontology annotation, molecular function: oxidoreductase activity; FMN binding. Lineage: Eukaryota; Metazoa; Nematoda; Chromadorea; Rhabditida; Rhabditidae. The record is from RefSeq and is marked reviewed.